GCCCAGUUAGGGGAACCAGAGAGUGCCUGUCAGUUUUACAGAAUGGCCUCAGACAUUGCCCUUGAGAAAGGGAAGGCAAUGAAAGACUCGGAGGAAGUAACAGGACAGAUGAUGAUGUUGUUAGCGAGUGUUUAUGACCAGGGUAUGAUGACCCCCGACAAUCAGAGGAAGGCUGCUGACCACUGGAAAUUUGUUGUGACUUCCCAAGAUUUCAACCAUGGAGCAGCCAAUAUGGCAGCUGUUUCUAUGUUGUGCUUUCACUCUAGACCUGGAAAUGACACAGGAAAUUUCCAGUUUUGAGGAGGUAAAAUGGCGACUACAGGAGAUGUUAGAUGUGUGCCCACAAUACUUGUACUAUAUCAGCAUGCUGCAUGCUUUGUCUGGCCAGGGAUCUGAUGCCGACGCCACCUACAGGGAGUACCUACAAAGGGGAGUUAAAUUUAGAGAUGAAGAUGCCCCAGGCCUGAGGAUGAUUUCUGAUGUACAUAGUUCUUCAGGCAGACGUCAACAGAGACGAAAUAUCUGGCAUACCCUCGUAGACAUGGUUACCAAGUCUGGACUGCCCCAACCACUACAUGUUCUGUGGAGGUCCCAUCUACCGCCCCUCAGAAUCUGUGACCCCUCCAGCCUCUACUUCUCUCUUGCGGAGGCUGACUUGUGCUGUGAUUAUCUUGACCUUCGACUGAAUUCCCAGGGUUAUUUAACAGGAAACCUAAAAAUGAUGCUGCCACCAAUGAGAAGUAUCAACUUGGAUCCCUAUACAGGAAGACUGUGUUUCCCUCAGACCCCAGGUAGGACCGAGACUUGGACUUCAUUGGACAAGUUCUAUGACAAUGAAGGGGAUUUCUACUCUCACAGUGAUAAUGGCUGUAUACCAUGUCCUCUGAAGGUGUUCCAUCAUGCUGACGGGACCACAGUCCUUAUGUUGGUUCCUUCUCCUUUAAAACGGCAGUGUGAAUUCCGAUCAAAUGUAGAGAUACAAAGAGAAACUUGUAUCACCCUCUUCUGGUCUGACGGAAAAGGUCAAAGUGCUACCCUAAAUGUUGUGAAUAUCCUUCGUCUGAUACUGUUUGAGAAAGUGAAAAAGAGAAUUCGGAAUGAACCUAUUUUAAGGAAGAACUCUGAGAAAUGGCAGAAAGAUUGUUUUAGACUGUUGAAACACCAUUACGACACAAAAUCUUUAAUCAAUUAUGAUGACAUAGUAGCUGCUGUGUCUGCCUAUAAUACUGAGAGAGAAAAGUGUCCUAAGAGUCAAUGGAAUAGCAAGCAGCUUUUGGACAUGAACACUAACAAGAGUGCCAGUUUGUUGUGGGACAAUGACUACGUCUCCUAUGGGGAGACACUGGCAUUCACUUUUCAGUUCAACAACGAGUGUAUAUCUGUUUUUGUUGACUGUAGCAGCAGACGGGGCUUCCUACACCCAACUAUCAAGUUUGAGCCACAUUUACUGAAACAUUUUGGAGAAAUUCCAAACUGUAGAGACCAUGACCACAAGGUGGUGGGAGGCAGAAUAUUUUACUACCCAAUGUCUGACAGGACCUGUCUGAUGGUAUAUGGAGAGAGAGGCAGGCUUAUACAGAAGAUUAACUGUAAUAAAGAGGACAACCUCCCUUACAUAAUAGGUUCUAGUCUGUUGAGGGUAACAAACCAGAAGAGGUUGUGGUGUUGGCAUGAUAGAAGCAUCAAGGAGGCUGGUGACACACUUCCCGAUGUCCAAACGAUUACCCCUCUGGAUUGCUCGGUUGUCAUGGUGAUGUUGAAAGAAACAGGGUACUUCAGAUUUGUGAAUGUACCAUCUCUGGAGACUGUGGUCAUCAGAUCUGGCUGUGAUAUGAAAGGAAUACAGAUCACUGACAAUGGCCUGGAAAUCAAGGCAAAGUUUACAGUGGUCAAGGUUCUUUCUAACCAUUCCAGGACAGGACUUGACCACUGCUACCGAGAGGCCAUCCUUGGAAUGGAUAUGAAUCUAGUGACCUUACAGAUUCAAGAGGAUGGUUCUAGCUCACCAGAGGUUGUCGUAACACAGGUACUGCCAAUCUCAGGCUUUCCAGUGGAACACUGUUUUGUAGGAGAGAAGAAUGGAUACUUGUUGUCAUGGACACAGCAGAAUAAACUGGCCAAGGAGUACAAGGAGCAUGUAUCCUACUUCAGUAAGGACUCGGAACUCCUUGGGAUUCUACCCUGUGUUGGUACAGGACCACGGUCAUUCUGCCCCCUGUACCUGCCUGGCGACACAGAAACACAAAAAGAGAACCCUGAGUAUGGUCUCCCGGGCUGGUAUGUGUACAUGAGGGAUGGAUACGAUGGAAUCAUUGGUGUCAAACUUCCCACCAGAUGACACUUGGUCACAAAGAAAAAAGGCAGUCGAGUAAUCUAACCUUGAUAAUUCAUUAACAAUGUGGUGGAAAGAGGAAAGGCCAACCAACAUCCAAUUGGAUAAUAGGAUCUACUACCUGUUACUGACAGUUGUGAAGUCCAUCCUUCCACACAAUGACCUACUAGUAUCUGUUACAUUACUCCAUCCUUCCACACAAUGACCUACUAGUAUCUGUUACAUUACUCCAUCCUUCCAUACAAUGACCCACUAGUAUCUGUUACAUUACUCCAUCCUUCCACACAAUGACCUACUAGUAUCUGUUACAUUACUCCAUCCUUCCAUACAAUGACGCACUAGUAUCUGUUACAUUACUCCAUCCUUCCACACAAUGACCUCCUAGUAUCUGUUACAUUACUCCAUCCUUCCACACAAUGACCUACUAGUAUCUGUUACAUUACUCCAUCCUUCCACACAAUGGACCCACUAGUAUCUGUUACAUUACUCCAUCCUUCCACACAAUGACCUCCUAGUAUCUGUUACAUUACUCCAUCCUUCCACACAAUGACCUACUAGUAUCUGUUACAUUACUCCAUCCUUCCACACAAUGACCCACUAGUAUCUGUUACAUUGCUCCAUCCUUCCACACAAUGGACAAUCAAUGUUUAAUGUAUGUGAAUACCACAAAUGACCGACUGUGAUACAGGACCCUUACACUUGUGCUUUGGUGUUGUUUAUAUAUAUAAAUUGCAUCGUGGUAUUGUAUUGUCAUGGUUCAGUAACUUAUGAACAAGAAAUGUUUUGUUAAUUGUUCUCUAUUUUUGUAAUGUCUAUUAAUUCAAUAAUCUGUGAUUUAUUUAUGAUGUUAUUAAAUUGUUUAUUAGCACUU
Pecten maximus is the source of this 3203-nucleotide messenger RNA. RefSeq lists its product as uncharacterized. The transcript is spliced from 15 exons. Bases 218 to 2338 code for a protein of 706 amino acids. NCBI's taxonomy places the organism in Eukaryota, Metazoa, Mollusca, Bivalvia, Pectinida, Pectinidae. The record is from RefSeq and is a predicted model, not a curated record.